Molecule: messenger RNA, 855 nt
Organism: Drosophila persimilis
Lineage: Eukaryota; Metazoa; Arthropoda; Insecta; Diptera; Drosophilidae
Gene: vilya
Product: RING finger protein vilya
Exons: 3
Coding region: 13-753 (246 amino acids)
Biological process (GO): protein sumoylation; reciprocal meiotic recombination; homologous chromosome pairing at meiosis
Cellular component (GO): synaptonemal complex
Molecular function (GO): SUMO transferase activity
Source: RefSeq, a predicted model, not a curated record
UAUUUGAUCAAAAUGAUGUCCAAAGUUGGCGCGGACGAUGCUGGCAAAUCGUCCCCGACGCCCAAGCCGGAUGCCAAUAAACUAUGGAUACACUGCAAUCGCUGCUUCGAUCAGUUUGCCCUCAAGAGGCACAUGUUUUUCUUACUGGCCUGCCAGCAUGUGAGCUGCGAGAAAUGCGUGAAAGCCUGCCUAGGACGCACGCCCAGCGAUGCGCCCAUCUACACGUGCCCCAUCUGCCACAAGAAUGUGCGCGGCCGGCAAAUAAACAACUCGAUGCCCAACAAUCUGAAGCGCUUGUUUCAUCCGGAGCCGUGGAAUUUGGCCCUUGAUUUCGUAGAAACAUUCCAGCGAACCAACCAAAAAAAUUUCAAUAAGUACAAGGAAAAGAAGGAGAAGAUUAUGGACAAAUUAGACAAGGACAUAGAGCUAGCCCAGUUGGUAUGCCAGAAGCAUUUUCAUGAGCAACAGACGCUGCGCGUGGAGCGGAGAAAACUGACUCUGCGAAUGCGUCAAAUUAAAUUGCAGGUGGCACAGCAAAAAGAGGCCGAACGCCGUUUUCUCAUGUCCAAGCGUCGGAGAUCAAUGGAAGAGCAUACGGGGCCCGCAUCGGUCCUGGCGAUCGACCCACUUGAUUCCAGGGCCCCUACCAGCUUUCGGAAUCGUAUGCCACCGCCGCAAUCGGCAGCUGCAGAAAAUCGUAGGCAGCAGAUCACCAGCUUUGCUCACGAGUCAAAUAAUUCGUUCGAUCUGUAAUUGUAUGUUUAGUGUCUUCCACAAAUUUGAUUUAGUAAUUUCCAAUUGUUUUAAUUAAAUUGAAAACGCAGGUUUUUUGGAUUUUCGAUCUCUCAAAUCCUA